This is a messenger RNA of Dermacentor albipictus, 1009 nucleotides long. It is a transcript of the gene Taf11, whose product is annotated as TATA-box binding protein associated factor 11. Gene Ontology annotation, molecular function: protein heterodimerization activity; transcription coactivator activity. Gene Ontology annotation, cellular component: nucleus; transcription factor TFIID complex. Gene Ontology annotation, biological process: transcription initiation at RNA polymerase II promoter; RNA polymerase II preinitiation complex assembly. NCBI's taxonomy places the organism in Eukaryota, Metazoa, Arthropoda, Arachnida, Ixodida, Ixodidae. The record is from RefSeq and is a predicted model, not a curated record.
CUUUAGCCCUAUCGUCAUGCUAUCGUCGCUAGCGCAUCACAACAACAUGGCGCAGCUGUGAUGGUUGUGGCAACAAUCGCGUAGUUUCUUGGCUGUUGCCGCUGACACACAAGAUGUCAACGUUUCCCGACGACACCACAGGUGACCUGUCUCAGGUGAAGAGCGAUGAGGACGCUAAGGGCAACGCUGCCAACGUUGAUGACCAUGAAGCGGAACUCGACCAGGACGACGCUGAACACGAUCAUGACCAUGAUAAUGAACAUGAUCAUGAACAAGACCACGAUCUAGAUGAGCCAAAGGCACCAGACUCUCCAGACAACGAAAUCACUCUUCAGAUGCUCGAAGAGUCUGUCAGUCACACCCCGGGCCCAAGCCUUGCUUCGCGGAGAGUCGAAGGUGCUGCCGGUGGCUCAGACAGCCAGCCGGCGCCUAGCAAGACGCGAGAGCAGCUUGAGGAAGAAGAACGCGAGAAGAUGCAGGUUCUCGUAUCCAAUUUCUCGGAAGCGCAGUUGAACAGGUAUGAGAUGUACCGGCGUUCAGCAUUUCCGAAAGCAGCAGUGAAGCGGCUGGUGCAGUCACUCACAGGUUGCUCGGUCUCGCAAAACGUGGUUAUUGCAGUGUCUGGCAUUGCAAAAGUGUUUGUGGGUGAAGUAGUGGAAGAGGCACUUGACGUUCUUGAGAAGCAAGGAGAGACUGGGCCUCUACAGCCCAAGCACUUGCGCGAAGCUGUUCGUCGUCUCAGGGCCCGUGGCUUUAUCCCCAAUGGACGCAAGCGGCCGGCCUGUGUUCUCAGGUGACAUCAGCAGUCAGGAAAGGAACCGUGGUGAUAACUUGACAGCACAUUGUUGCUGCUGAUACAGAGACUACAGGUGUGAAUGUGCAAAAUAUUUUAUUCAUUGUAUUCUGUACAUUUUGUCAUAUUUCUUUACCACAUCACCAGGAGUUGUUCAUGAAGUGUGAAGUAUGAAAAUGAAAAGUAGUUAAAUAAUAAAAGAAUGUGGUGCGAUUA